AUCCAUCUCUCCUCACUUCUCUCCUCAACUACUCCCUGCUCCGGAGAAGACAGACCUGCAACACCCCCUCUUCUUCUUCUACGCAUCAUAACAAUGAUGUCCACAAUGUCCACACGGAGGUCCAUGAUUGGCGGCGGCGGCAUGAGCUCCUACAGCAUGUCAGGAGGAGCAGGAGGUUCUGGCAUUAGGGUCUCCCAGGCCAGCAGGACCUUCUCUGCCGGCGGUGGCUUCGGCCUCGGCAGUGGAUCAGGUGCAGGUUUUGGUGCUGCUGGAAGCUUGGGCUUCGGCAGUGGUGCAGGUUUCGGCAGUGGUGCAGGCUUUGGUGGAGGAGCAGGGAUGGACAACAGCCUGAUUGGAAACGAGAAGUUCACCAUGCAGAACCUGAAUGACCGCCUGGCCACCUACCUGGCCAAGGUGGCAGCCCUGGAGAAGGCCAACGCCGAGCUGGAGCUGAAGAUCAGACAGUUUGUGGAGAGCAAGGUCGGACCCACCACCAGAGACUACAGCGCCUUCUUUGUCACCAUUGCAGACCUGCAGGGAAAGAUCCAGGCCGCCAUCCUCGCCAAAGGAACCGUGCUGCUGAGCAUCGACAACGCCAGGCUGGCUCAGGACGACUUCAGAAUGAAGUUUGAGAACGAGCUGUCCAUGCGUCAGUCAGUGGAGGCCGACAUCGCUGGGCUCAAGAUGCUGCUGGGAGAGCUGGGAGUGGCCAAGACCGACCUGAGCAUGCAGAUCGAAAGCCUGAACGACGAGCUGGUGUCCAUGAAGAAGAACCACGAAGAGGACCUGCUGUCCAUGCGCACUCAGAUGACCGGUCAGGUGAACGUGGAGGUUGACGCCGCUCCUCAGGAGGACCUCACCAAAGUCAUGGAGGAGAUCAGGGAGCACUACGAGGGCGUCGCCGCCAAGAACCGCAGAGACCUGGAGUCCUGGUUCCAGACCAAGACGGAGGCUCUCCAUAAGGAGGUGGCAACCACAGAAAUGACAUUGAAGUCUUCGACCUCAGAGGUGAAGGAGGUGAAGAGUCAGCUUCAGGCUCUGGAGAUCGAGCUCCAGUCACAGAUGAGCUUGAAAGCAUCUCUUGAAGCCCAGCUCGCUGAGAUCCAGGCCCGCUACGCCUCCCAGAUGAACGGAUUCCAGAUGAUGGUGAGCGGUAUGGAGGAGCAGCUGGUACAGCUGAGGGCUGACCUGGAGAGACAGGGACAGGAGUACCAGAUGCUGCUGGACAUCAAGACCAGACUGGAGAUGGAGAUCGCAGAGUACAGGAGGCUGCUGGACGGAGAGGGAGUCGGAGCUUCAUUGUCAUCCUCUUCUUCCUCCUCCUCCACCGUCACCACCACCACCAAAGUCAUCACAAAGGUCAUUGAGGAGACCAUCUAACACCAAUCAUGUCUGUCUGACCCGGGGCGAAGUCACAUCUCAGCCUAUCACCUGUCUGCACGCUUAAACAGAGAACACCUCCACCUGACGGAGAGAUGUUUCUAGUCUUAUCACUUCACACUUGUUUUCUACUGUAGUUAAUUCACGAUCGGUCACAGAUUGUGGAGCUGUGAGGGGAAACUUUAAACUUCCUUGAUUGGUUUGGUUUGGAGACGGUUUUACUGCCGUGCCGCCAAAACUUCAGUCUGAUGUUUCAAGGAAUAAAACUCAACUUAACUCACCAAA
Messenger RNA from Lates calcarifer (barramundi perch), 1665 nucleotides. Its product is annotated as keratin, type I cytoskeletal 13. The coding region runs from base 94 to 1380 and encodes 428 amino acids. Gene Ontology annotation, molecular function: structural molecule activity. The record is from RefSeq and is a predicted model, not a curated record. The transcript is spliced from 8 exons. NCBI's taxonomy places the organism in Eukaryota, Metazoa, Chordata, Actinopteri, Centropomidae.